AUCUGGAGAAUUAUUCGAUACGUAUAUAUAUAAGAGAAAAAUUGCGUUACAAUUGUAUUCAGUUGUAAAUUGUCAAGUCCAAGGACAACAACAUGAAGUUCAUUACAAAUUAUUUAUUUGUGAUCUUGGUGAUUGCAAUAAGCGUCGACAGUCUUGAGCUAAUAAAAAAGCCUGAAAAUAAUAAUUCAAUAAAUAAUUUUCCAACUAAUCGAGAACCAAGUAUCCAAGCAUACGGUUUACCAAAAAAAAUUCUCUCAAAUAAUGGCAAUAUAGAAAGAAUAAAUUUAAUGACUCAUUUUCCGGUUAUAAAUUUAUCAUCAGACAUACCAAAAAGCCUAAAAUCAUCAGCUAAAAUUCGUCAAGGUCAUCCAAUAUUUCAUUCACGAAUGGAACACAAUAAUAUUCAAAAUAAAAAAUUAAAUCGUCAAGCAAGAUCAAUCGAUGAAAAUACAGAUCUUCAAGCUGAAGAAUCAAAAGUAUUUAGACCAUUAUUUGUCUAUCGCCAACAACAAGCAAGAAAACAACAAUUUAAAAAUCGAAAAAAUAAAAAAUACUAUGGUGAAAAGAAAAAAAAAUUUAAUAAAAAUAACAGCUAUUAUUCUUCUUCUCAUUAUUCAUUUUAAAAUUUAAUUUUAUUAUCAAAAUUAAUUUUAAAAAUUUCGUGUCUUGCCUAUAUUUCAUGACGUUGUUGUUUUUGUUGUUGAUUUUUUAAAAUAAACAAAUGAAAAUCGCAAAUAUGCCAAAUAAAAAAUUAAAUAUAUUACUAAUGUAAACUAUAAAUAAAAAAUUUGAUUUAUUAUUUUAUAAAUAAAUAAAAAAACUAGUUAACAUGAACAUUUAAAUUAUUUAUUUUUUAAUUAUACGCUUUGUUUUUUUCUUCUGCAAAAAAUGGAAAAUGAUGAGUUGAUUGAAUCAGCAUCAUCAGCUUCAUCAUCUGCAUCAUGUGAUUCAGAAAUUAAAUGUAAUGAUUCAUUGAUUAAUUUGGUAAGUAAAAAGGAUGAAAGCUUAGACUCGAUGAGUGUCAAGGAGAACUUGAAAAUUUUUUCAAAGAGGUAAGAUGUGUUUUACAAGGUCAAAUAACUGUAGAUCGUAUACAGCCUGUUGUUUGAACCAAUUGGCAAAUUGAAGGUGAUAAUUAUCUUGAUAUUUUAUAUAUAUUUUUUCAAAUUUAUUAAUAAUUUUAGAUGGUGGUUAUGGAAUUCACAAGUUGACUGGUUUAAAAUUGGAAUUUUAAAUUUUCUUGAAGUAAUUAUUUCAAUGAUUAUGAUACCAAUUGCUAUCUGGAAAUUUUUCAAUGACAAUCAACACAUCGUUGUGAUAAUUAAAAUUAUAUUUGAGAUUGGAUUUGAAGUUUUAAUGUGCAUUUUACUUGCUGGAGUUUCUAUAAUAACUAGCGUCACUCUUAUCAUUGAUGAUCUAUGCUUUAAAAAUAAUUGCAACAAGAAUGAAUCAUUGUGUGAAAGGACAACAACUGUUGA
This is a messenger RNA of Aphidius gifuensis, 1478 nucleotides long. RefSeq lists its product as uncharacterized. The transcript has 3 exons. Bases 93 to 623 code for a protein of 176 amino acids. Lineage: Eukaryota; Metazoa; Arthropoda; Insecta; Hymenoptera; Braconidae. The record is from RefSeq and is a predicted model, not a curated record.